AUGCCGCCUGCGCAGGUGGAGAAGGUCAUCGUCAGCUCUAGGAUGGCCGACUCCCCUUGCGUGCUGACCACCUCCGAGUAUGGCUGGUCAGCCAACAUGGAGCGCAUCAUGAAGGCGCAGGCCCUGCGUGACAACUCCAUGACUUCCUACAUGGUCUCCAAGAAGACCAUGGAGGUGAACCCCAAGCACUCCAUCAUGGCGGAGCUGAAGAAGAAGGCCGCGGCCGACAAGUCUGACAAGACCGUGAAGGACCUGAUCUGGCUCCUCUUCGACACCUCGCUGCUCACCUCUGGCUUCAACCUCGAUGAGCCCACGCAGUUCGCUGGCCGCAUCCACCGGAUGAUCAAGCUCGGCCUCAGCAUCGACGAUGACGAUGAGGGCCUGGGUGAUGACGACGACCUGCCCCCGCUUGAGGAAGUCGAGGGCGCGGCCGAUGAGGCCUCCAAGAUGGAGGAGGUCGACUAG
Molecule: messenger RNA, 465 nt
Organism: Symbiodinium natans
Lineage: Eukaryota; Dinophyceae; Suessiales; Symbiodiniaceae
Source: the annotation of a GenBank genome assembly